AACAGUUAAUAUAUCGAGUAAUAGAAGAGCCGGAAAUUGAAUAUGGCUAACUACCUUCGAACAAAGCUACAUUUUCUUAUCGGUCUAGCGGGCUUCUUGGUGUUUUGUUUUGGUAUUUUCAUUUUGGCAUCAGGCAUAAAGAUAAGAAAUAUUCUAACUGGAGAGUUGAAAGUUCAUCGUGGUUUUGGGUCUAACACUUGUCAAUAUUGGGCUGGAAUACCGGUAAGGCUUCGCACUAUGUGAACCCAAAGCUGUCUUAGGUGAUCUGAUCACAUUUCAGUCGCGGUGCUUUUCUGACUCUACGUGUUGCCAGGGACAUUGUGCGAUGUACUUUAUAGCAAUUAUAUAUUGCUGCUUUGGCUGUUCGACGCGGUCGCUCGAGAAUUAUACGCGAUUGCCUCGAGCAUCAUAUAACUAACUCCCGGCUAUUAAACUCCCUAAUUAAAGGCUUUCGCUCAAAACGUCGGAGUUCGGUAUAGGUACUACGUUCAAGCCCUGUUCAGACGAGCAAUUUUCCUUGACAAGUAGUUAUAUUUGUUUGAUAGUUAUAUAAACUAUCCAACAGCCCUUGCAUGCAUGAAUAAAUAUUCGUGCACACGAGAAACAAAACUUGUCAAAAGGGAAACUUGUCAAGGAAAACGUGUUGACUGUAUACACAAGAUGCUAAACUUGUCUGUGCGAGCCCUAUUAGUGUACGGAAGUGAUUGACUUAGAUUUAAAGAAUAACGCCAUGGUUUUAUGAAUUGAUAUAACUUGAUUAGCGAUACGAUCCGUCAGAAAAAACUGCAUAAAUUUAGCUGGGGGAAAAUGGUAUAAAAACUGUUUACGACCUUCAGAGCUAUUGGACGUCAAUGGCCGCCAUAUUGGCUUCACUUUGCUCAUAUAGACCGAAUGACUGAAGUUCUUGCUCCAGUAUAUUUAGAGCUCACUGGGAGGAGCUCACUGAUCUGGGCAUGCACAGUAACUGGAUUCAUUUUUUUCUUCUUAAUCUAGACCAUUCUUACAGGAGGUGUUUUGGUCCAGACAGCGCGUUUAAAUAAACGACACUCCUUGGUAAGCCAAAGUCUGGCCUAUAUAUACUGUAUCUGUAUAAAUCGCCCCUAUAACCUAUGACUAUUGCCUUGUGAUAAGCCGACUAUACACGUAAAAACGCGAAAAUUUUUUGCAGAUCUGCAAACAGUUGUAACAAGAUUGUCGCGAAGCCUAUCGGCUUCAGGAUGCGUUCGCACUGCUUGUUCCCAGUUGUUAUGACAAGUCUGGAACAAGUUGUUAUCACUUUGUUACAAGGAGGAUGGCAGCAACAGACUUCUACAAUUGUUGCAACAAGACUGAUACAGGCUCUCAGAAACAAGUUGGCACGAGCUUGUUGUCAACCACUUGUUAUUGAAGACGUUCAGAUUUGACUUCCACUACCAACAGCUCUCACUGCAUGGCUUAGCACGCAUCUGAUUGGUUAAUCGGAUAUAUAAACGCAUCUCAUUGGUUGUUGAUCCCUUAAUGGUAGCGGUAGUCGGGAAGUCAAAUCUGAACGUCUCUAAAGCCCUGGGCAAACUAGGAAACAUUGUUGCGCAAACAUUGUUUCCUACCAAUGUUUCACCAUGUUUCCCAGAGUGGGCAAACACUAGGAAACAUUAGUGAGAAACAUAGGGAAACAUCAAAUGUUUCUGAAUUUGGUAGGAAACAUUUUUGCUUCCCGGGAAGCAAAUUUUGUUUCCGCAACAAUGUUUCCACGGGUGGGUAAACAUGGAAACAUUUGAGGAAACAUCGAGAAUCACAAAUGUUUCCGCAACAAUGUUUCCUAGUUUGCCCAGGGCUUAACAACUUGUGACGUACAGACGAUAUCAGACUUGUUGGAACAACUUGUUGCGAGUUUCUUGACCUCAUCGACCUUGUUACAAGAUGACAACAACUUGUCCCAGACUUGUCAACAACCGAUCACAUCACGCCAUCUUUGAUCACAUCACGCCAUCCUUAAAACAGCUUAACUGAUUACCAGUCAAUUAUAUGUUGCGAUUCCGAGAUACUGUAAUGGUUUAUACAUGUGUUAAUGGUAUGGUCCCAUCAUAUUUAUGCCGUAUGCUUCAAACAAGAUCACAAUUACAUAAUUUGAACACAAGAUCUAACGGAUUAUUGGAAAUACCUUUAUAUAGGACAGCGACCAGACAACGUUCUUUUCGCUACCGAGCUGCUUGUUUAUGGAACAGUUUGCCAGAAUGGUUAAAAUAUCAUAGUUUCAAUUUGGAACGUUUUAAAAAUGAGCUACGAAGUUACUUGGUUGAACAAUUUUUCGAUGGGCAGAACUGAAUUACACCUUUUACUGAUUAAAUUUUAAAUUAAAUAGUAUUAACAAUAAGUAUUUUACCCCAGAUUAUUAUAAAUAGCUUGAUAUUAUAUAUUUAAAUUUUAGAGUAAAUAGUAUAUUACAUAGUUUUUAGAAUAUAAUUUAAGUAAUUACUUCUUAUGACUUUUGUAUUGAACACUGAAAAACCCUUUUGGGAGUGUUUAAUAUUAACAUUAAUAAUAAUAAUAAUAAUAACUGCGAACAAGCAGUGCGAACAGUUUAAUAAUUCCAAGACCAAUCAAUCCCACAGCAGUUUCCAAGAAGAUAGUGUUGAGUUAUAUUACGUGUUUCUAAGAAUUUAGUGUUUAGUUGUUUUACGUCUAAUUAUUUUUCCAGAAAUACAUCAGCCUUUGCUGUGUAAUGAUUACGAUGGUCCUAGCACUGGGAGUGAUUAUAAUAGAAGGAUUCGAUGCUACAAUAAUACACAGAUUUCUCAAGGAAGAUUCAUGGUGCGAAGUAACUAAACAAGAACACAAGUAUAGGUUGGAUUGUGCCAUACUCAAAGAAGCAUAUCCCUGGUAUUUUAUGUUGGUAUUCAUAACUGUUAUUGUGUUGGUGCUGUGUUCCUUCGUCAAGCUCCUACUGUUUACAGACUGGAUUUUGUUUGUUGCACCGGUAAGAAAUAUGUUAGCUUUAUAGUUGUUCAUAUUUUACAGGCACUGAAGUCAAAAUGAAGUUACUUCAUUUGCAACACGAGCGGCCGGGUUGUGUCGGUCCGAUACAACACGGACGCGAAUGUUGAAAAUGACUUGUGAAACAUCUUGAUGAGAACAUUUCGUAUUCUUCAACAAUUUAAAAUAAAUGAAUGAUAUUUGGUGAGAAAACUAAACAUAAAGUUUAUUAUGUAAAUCAGCAUAAUUUUGUAUCAUGCAGAAACAAAAACUCCUUCACCGUCAUGAUUUUCUUUGUUUUUUUCAUGAAUCAGUAUUAUAAUAAUGAGUUUCACAAAUAUAUAUUGGAUAGUUGUAUAAGUUCUAAAUUGUUCUUCCAAGACGCCCAGUAUGGCAUCACAGAUAUUGGAGAAAUUCACGUACAAAGGUGGCUAAAAUUUUCGGUCGAAAGCUGACAGAAAAUUUUUCAUCUCCCCUAGUGGUCAUAGAAAAUAAGAAAUUUUAUCCAGCCCUGGCAAUAAGAUUGAAUGUAUAUUCUACAGUACUCAUUUAUAAAAAAAAUUGUGAUAUUUUCAGGAAAUGCUACAGGACCAACAGGCAUCACGUGAAGUUCCUCCACCGCAGCAGGAAAGAUAUGUGGCAGCGCCCACGGAACAAUACCAGCGGACUUGGAAUUCUCAAUACGGUCAGAGUACAAUACCAUUCCAUCCAAUGUAAAUCCACGAAAACGAAUGGCCAUGGCCCCUCAGCCUCGUUUUCGUGUUUAAGCUUAUUUCCACAAUUUAGUCCAAAUUUUUUUUAUGCAUGUGUUGACGAAGGAUGUUCUGCUCCUCUGACCAUAGCCCGUGAGAAACAAACUUGAAAUCUAUUCCAUUUAAGGUGAAAACAUGCAGUGUAGUUGUGACGUAAUUACCGGAAAGGGUCUAUUGGGGUCAAGCCAGUUACUGUACAUACAAAUGAUGAUGGUUAAUAAGUAAAUAUAUUAAUAAAUUUUAGUUAAUAAAAGUUAAUAAGUUAAAUAAUAAAUAAGUUGCAG
Paramuricea clavata is the source of this 3988-nucleotide messenger RNA. The record is from the annotation of a GenBank genome assembly. NCBI's taxonomy places the organism in Eukaryota, Metazoa, Cnidaria, Anthozoa, Malacalcyonacea, Plexauridae.